Telopea speciosissima is the source of this 886-nucleotide messenger RNA. RefSeq names its product putative methyltransferase DDB_G0268948. NCBI's taxonomy places the organism in Eukaryota, Viridiplantae, Streptophyta, Magnoliopsida, Proteales, Proteaceae. Bases 53 to 886 code for a protein of 277 amino acids. The transcript is spliced from 2 exons. The record is from RefSeq and is a predicted model, not a curated record. Gene Ontology annotation, molecular function: S-adenosylmethionine-dependent methyltransferase activity.
AACCAAAUAGAGAAAGAAAGAAAGAAAGAAAGAAGAGACCAGAGGAAGAGAAAUGGCAAAUCUGUUCAUUAAACAAGCGAAGAUGUAUGUAGAGACUCGGCCGAGUUACCCAACCGAGUUUAUCGAAUUCAUAGCCUCCAAAACCCUAGGCCGCCAUCUCGCCUGGGACGCUGGCACCGGCAACGGCCAGGCGGCAUUCUCCUUAGCGAAGAUAUUCAAAGAUGUAGUGGCAACAGACACAAGCGAGCAGCAACUCUCUUUGGCCCCUAAUCUCCCAAACAUUCGUUACCAACAAACUCCACCCACCAUGUCCAUAGAUGAACUCGAGCGCCAUGUGGCAUCAGAAAGCACCGUUGAUCUGGUGACCAUUGCACAAGCCCUCCAUUGGUUUGACCACCCAAUCUUCUACGAACAAGUGAAACGGGUGCUCAAGAAACCCAAUGGAGUUAUCGCUGGCUGGUGCUAUUCGGAGCCGGAGGUUAACGAUGCCAUGGAUGCCGUCUAUUCAAGGGUCUAUAAAGAGUCAGCACCUUACUGGGCCCCACAACGGAAAUUCGUGGACUAUAGGUACAGGACCAUUGAUUUUCCGUUUGAGCCCGUAGAAGGAGAAGAUCACACGGGUCCGUUUCAAUUUGAAGCGACGAGGUCAAUGGAUUUGGAAUCUUAUUUUACUUACAUAAGAUCAUGGUCAGCAUAUCAGACGGCUGGUAGUAAAGGUGUGGAGCUGUUGAAGGAAGACGUGGUCAAAGAUUUUGAAAGAGCUUGGGGAGAUGAUAGGACAAGCCAGAAGAUAGUGCGAUUCCCAAUUUAUCUGAGGAUUGGGAGGGUAGAAAGGAACCGAGUGAAGAAAGAAUCAUCACGAGCAAGUGAAUUUGUUUCGAAAUAA